AUGGAAGGAGCAGGCGAGGAGAAGCCGCACGCCGUGUGCCUGCCGUUCCCGGCGCAGGGGCACAUCACCCCGAUGCUCGGCGUGGCCAACCUGCUCCACGCGCACGGCUUCCACGUCACCUUCGUCAACUCCGAGUACAACCACGCCCGCCUCGUUCGCACACGGGGCGCCAAUGCGCUGGCUGGCUCCCCGGGCUUUCACUUUGCCACCAUCCCUGAUGGCAUGCCACAUCCGUCGGGCGCCGUGGAUGAUGAUGUCACGCAGGACAUCCCCUCGCUUUGCAAGUCCACCUUGGAGACUUGCCUCGGCCCCUUCCGCCGCCUUCUCACCGAGUUCAAUGGUGCGGCCUCCAUAGAGGACCACCCAGUCGUGACUUGCAUCGUCUCGGACCUCACCAUGUGUUUCGCCAUGGAUGCCGCCAAAGAGCUAGACGUCCCCUAUGUCCAGCUUUGGACGGCCAGCACCGUUAGCUAUCUCGGAUUCCGUUAUUUCCGUCUCCUCAUUGACCGUGGCAUCGUCCCACUUCAAGAUGAGAAACAGCUUACGGAUGGAUACCUUGAUACCCCACUAGAGUAUCUACCGGGGCUGAGGAACAUGAGGCUCAGGGACUUCCCGAGCUUCAUCCUGAACCCAGAUGACUACAUGGUGGAGUAUUCCAUCAAAGUAACCGAGAGUGCGCCCGGGGCUUCCGCCGUAAUCGUCAACAGCUUUGAUGACCUCGAGGGCGAGGCAGUGGAGGCCAUGGAAGCGCUCCUUGGCAGACCCAAGGUCUACACGAUCGGCCCGCUCACUCUGCUAGCCCCGCGCUUGACAAGUACCGUCGGUAGCCUCAGCCUGUGGAAGGAGCAGGAGGAGUGCCUGCAGUGGCUCCACGGCAAGGAGCCCGCCUCCGUCGUCUACGUAAACUUUGCAAGCAUCACGGUCAUGACCAAGGAGCAGCUCCUGGAGUUCGCGUGGGGGCUGGCGAACAGCGGCAGGCAGUUCAUGUGGAUCAUCCGUCGCGAUCUCGUCAGGGGCGAUGCGGCGGUGCUUCCUCCUGAGUUCAUGGCAGAGAUGGCAGGCCGUGGGUUCAUGGCGUCCUGGUGCCCGCAGCAGGAGGUGCUGAACCACCCGGCUGUAGGCGUGUUCUUGACACACAGCGGCUGGAACUCGACAAUGGAUAGCAUGUGCGGCAGCGUGCCAGUCAUCAGUUGGCCCUUCUUCUCGGACCAGCUUACCAACUAUCGGUACCAAUGCAACGAGUGGGGCGUCGGCAUGGAGAUCGGCAACAACGUCCAGCGCAACGCCGUCACAGGCCUUAUCACGGAACUCAUGCAGGGUGAGAGUGGAAAGAAGAUGAGGAAGAGGGCAGAGGAAUGGCAGGAGAAGGCAAUCUUGGCGGCCAAGCCCGGCGGUUCAUCUCACCGCAAUUUAAAAGAGCUCCUCUGUGAUGUACUUUUGCCUAAGAAAUAG
Molecule: messenger RNA, 1452 nt
Organism: Triticum turgidum subsp. durum (durum wheat)
Lineage: Eukaryota; Viridiplantae; Streptophyta; Magnoliopsida; Poales; Poaceae
Source: the annotation of a GenBank genome assembly